This is a messenger RNA of Coregonus sp. 'balchen', 16220 nucleotides long. The record is from the annotation of a GenBank genome assembly. NCBI's taxonomy places the organism in Eukaryota, Metazoa, Chordata, Actinopteri, Salmoniformes, Salmonidae.
UGAGCAUGCGUUGUGCAGCUUUGUUACUGUUAGCUACUUAGCUUAGCUAUCUAUUGUGAAAAUGGCGUUAAGCAAAACCUUUGGCCAGAAGCCGAUUAAAUUGCAGCUAGAGCAAGAUGGAGACUUUUACAUGGUUGGAUCAGAGGUGUGUAUGAGCUGUAUGCUAACGGAAAUAUUUAUCUAGCAAUACAGCAUUUUGGCCAUCAGCCUGCGCCAUUGUUGUCUGUCAUGAAAGCUAGUUAGCUAACGUUAAAUCUCAUAGCUAGCAAAACAUACCGCUUUGCAGAAUGAAUAAUGUCUAGCUAGUUGUCGAGCACUGUCAAGCUCGCAUGCAAUUACAGUGUAGUCUAGGAUGUCUAUUGUUGUAGUAAUAAGCACAAAAUCAAGUGAGCGUACUAUUGACCAAUGCAAUGCCAAUGUGGACAAACUGCUUACUAGUUAACGUUAGCCAAGUCAGUUAUUGUUGUGACUUUGUGUGGUCUGGAGUUGUGCGCUGGGUGGUUCUAACAAAAACACAUGACAAAUAUGAAAGGGACGAACACGAGAAAGUAAGUGCGCUAUACAGAGUCAGUGCCAAUACCAUAUUUACAAUGCGCAGGGAUACUGGCGUGGGAGAGGUAGACAUGUAUAGAGGUAAGGUGACUAGGCAUCAGGCUAUAUGAUUAGACAGCCGCGAAUAUGAUGAUUGUAUGUGCGUGUGAUAAGUCAUUAUUAAUGUGUGUGAGCAAAUGAAGUGUACGUGAGUCAGUAGAGUCAAUAAAAUAUCCUGAUGGCAGGGAGCUCGGCCACAGUGAUUUACUGGGCUGUCCGCACCACUCUGUAGAGCCAUGCGAUUGAGGAAGGUGCAGUUGCCAUUACCAAGCAGUGAUGCAGCCAGUCAAUAUGCUCUCAAUGGUGCAGUUGUAUAACUUUUUGAGGGCCCAUGCCAAAUCUUCUCAGCCUCCUGAGGGGGAAGAGGCGCGAUGAAGCUCUCAACCCGAUGUGGAUGGAGGCGUGCUCACCCCCGUUUCCUGUAGUCCACGAUAAACUCCUUGGUUUUACUGACGUUGAGGGACAGGUUGUUGACCUGGCACCACACUGCCGGGUCACUGACUUCCUCCCUGUAGGCCAAGGGUUCCCAAACUUUUUUUGGCCUACGACCCCGUUUUUAUAUGAAAUUUUUUGGGGUGACCCCAUCAUGUGAAAAAAGUUCUGUAAUCAAUGGCCAACAUUUACUUUUGUAAUUUGGGCUAUGACAGUCUAUUACAAAUCAGUCUGACAGCAUUUUUUCUUUUUUACAGUAUUUAAAUCUGAAGACGUGACUAAAAUGCAUCAGAAUGGUAUUGGGAAGAAAAUAAAAUUAUCGUUGAUGAUAUUCUUGUCCCCCAGUCUGAUUUAGUGCCUGGUCUUGUCCACUCGGUUCUAAUGGCUUGUGGGCAGAGUAGAAGGAAACAGUACAUACGUGUUCCUGAGAGUCUUAUCUUUCAGUGAUGGGGUCAUAAUACUUUGUAGCUUAAACCUUUCAAAAGAUAGAGCCACAUUUGUAGGAAGAAAACAGAAACCGGUCUGUUUAUUACAACCGCAUCUAGCGGCUACCGGAAGUUACUGACGUAACCCCGGUUCUAUGAACCAAGUGCAAAUGUUAUCUCGUGACCACGUUUUCUAAUCAGGUGACCCCCACAUGGGGUCGCGACCCCUAGUUUGGGAAACCCUGCUGUAGGCUGUCUCAUCGUCGCCAGUGAACAGGCCUACCACCGUCGUGUCGUCAGCAAACUUGAUGUUGGUGUUGGAGUCGUGCGCGGCCACGCAGUGGUAGGUGAACAGGGAGCUACAUGAAGUGUAGGGUCUUGGGGUUGUUUCUGGACUGUCUGGGCCCUAAACUCUGUUAUCGCAAAAAAAAUGACUCUCUUCCUUCCUCUCAGGUUGGAAACUACCUGCGUAUGUUCAGGGGCUCUCUGUAUAAAAGGUACCCAUCACUCUGGAGGAGGUUAGCCUCAGUAGAGGAAAGGAAGAAGAUUGUAGCAUCAUCUCACGGUGAGUGAUACUCUUGCCAGACACAUUAUCUUAUGAAAACUGUCUUUUAUUGUUUUUCACACAGCCACUUAGCCUAUAAGUCCAGACAGCAAGUAGCACUCUAGGAUAUUAUUAACACAACACAACUUUUAGCCACAAGUGUGACUCUGCUGAAGGCGUCCGAAUGUGAAGAGAUCUUUGAGGGGAAUGAUGAGAAGUACAAAGCGGUUUCCAUAAGCACAGAGCCACCGGCGUACCUCAGGUAAUGCCUCCCUCUUAUCUCACCAUGUAGUCUUCUGCGUAAGGAAAGAACUGAGUGCUGCUAGUGCAUGACAAUAUGAUUCAUACCAAAUUUUGGGAGCAUGCAUGCCAAAACAGCAUUUUCAAGCUACCUACAGGCACCUUAAAGGAAGAUUCCACUUAAAAACUAUAUUUUGGUAUUUGUUUCAUUAUGCCACUGUUGAUACAGUCCCAAAAUGUUUUGAAUAUCAGCAUCACGUUUUCAAGAUAUAGAACUUUCAAAGUACAGAAAGUGUCACAGUGUGACGCGCUCUGUUUGCGUAGAGCCUUUUAGAGUGUGAACCAAGCCAAAUGGGUUUUGUUCGUCAUAUGUCCUCAUGUCAAAAGUCCCUAGUACUUCUCUGUCCAUCCCAGGGAGCAGAAGUCAAAGCGGAACAGCCAGUGGGUCCCUACGCUGCCCAACAGCUCCCACCACCUGGAUGCUGUGCCAUGCUCUACCACCAUCAACCGCAACCGCAUGGGCCGUGACAAGAAGAGGACCUUCCCCCUGUGGUGAGGAAAGUAAACCCACAUUGGCCAGUAGCUGUGUCUGUAUUGAUACACACACACUGAGUGCGUGUGUGCCAUUUAUAUAGAUGGACCUGUGCCGUUUCCUCAUAGAACAAUACACAUGCGUCUUUCUAUAAACUAGGGUGCCAGUGAGGAUUUCCUAUGCUGGACAACUUGUUACAGUUGUUGAUAAGUCAUUGAUAAUAAUAAUCUGCCAAUUUGUUUAAUGUCAUUACCUUAAGAUAUAAGGGGGAACAUACAGUGGGGAAAAAAAGUAUUUAGUCAGCCACCAAUUGUGCAAGUUCUCCCACUUAAAAAGAUGAGAGAUGCCUGUAAUUAUCAUCAUAGGUACACGUCAACUAUGACAGACAAAUUGAGGAAAAAAAAUCCAGAAAAUCACAUUGUAGGAUUUUUUAUGAAUUUAUUUGCAAAUUAUGGUGGAAAAUAAGUAUUUGGUCACCUACAAACAAGCAAGAUUUCUGGCUCUCACAGACCUGUAACUUCUUCUUUAAGAGGCUCCUCUGUCCUCCCCUCGUUUCCUGUAUUAAUGGCACCUGUUUGAACUUGUUAUCAGUAUAAAAUACACCUGUCCACAACCUCAAACAGUCACACUCCAAACUCCACUAUGGCCAAGACCAAAGAGCUGUCAAAGGACACCAGAAACAAAAUUGUAGACCUGCACCAGGCUGGGAAGACUGAAUCUGCAAUAGGUAAGCAGCUUGGUUUGAAGAAAUCAACUGUGGGAGCAAUUAUUAGGAAAUGGAAGACAUACAACACCACUGAUAAUCUCCCUCGAUCUGGGGCUCCACGCAAGAUCUCACCCCGUGGGGUCAAAAUGAUCACAAGAACGGUGAGCAAAAAUCCCAGAACCACACGGGGGGACCUAGUGAAUGACCUGCAGAGAGCUGGGACCAAAGUAACAAAGCCUACCAUCAGUAACACACUACGCCGCCAGGGACUCAAAUCCUGCUGUGUCCCCCUGCUUAAGCCAGUACAUGUCCAGGCCCGUCUGAAGUUUGCUAGAGUGCAUUUGGAUGAUCCAGAAGAGGAUUGGGAGAAUGUCAUAUGGUCAGAUGAAACCAAAAUAUAACUUUUUGGUAAAAACUCAACUCGUCGUGUUUGGAGUACAAAGAAUGCUGAGUUGCAUCCAAAGAACACCAUACCUACUGUGAAGCAUGGGGGUGGAAACAUCAUGCUUUGGGACUGUUUUUCUGCAAAGGGACCAGGACGACUGAUCCGUGUAAAGGAAAGAAUGAAUGGGGCCAUGUAUCGUGAGAUUUUGAGUGAAAACCUCCUUCCAUCAGCAAGGGCAUUGAAGAUGAAACGUGGCUGGGUCUUUCAGCAAGACAAUGAUCCCAAACACACCGCCCGGGCAACGAAGGAGUGGCUUCGUAAGAAGCAUUUCAAGGUCCUGGAGUGGCCUAGCCAGUCUCCAGAUCUCAACCCCAUAGAAAAUCUUUGGAGGGAGUUGAAAAUCCGUGUUGCCCAGCGACAGCCCCAAAACAUCACUGCUCUAGAGGAGAUCUGCAUGGAGGAAUGGGCCAAAAUACCAGCAACAGUGUGUGAAAACCUUGUGAAGACUUACAGAAAACGUUUGACCUGUGUCAUUGCCAACAAAGGGUAUAUAACAAAGUAUUGAGAAACUUUUUUGUUAUUGACCAAAUACUUAUUUUCCACCAUAAUUUGCAAUAAAUUCAUUAAAAAUCCUACAAUGUGAUUUUCUGGAAUUUCUUUUUCUCAUUUUGUCUGUCAUAGUUGACGUGUACCUAUGAUGAAAAUUACAGGCCUCUCUCAUCUUUUUAAGUGGGAGAACUUGCACAAUUGGUGGCUGACUAAAUACUUUUUUUCCCCACUGUAGAUCUAUUCCAUAAAAUUCACGAGUUGAUUUAAAAAUGUUUAACUUUCUCAUGGUUGGUGUCUUGACGGAUUUGUCCUGAAUCCUGUGACUUAAAACAUUACUUUUCUGUCCUUGCAUUUAUGGUAAAGCAAGUUGUCGUUAUAUAAUAUAUUAACCAUUAAUCAGUAAAUUAGACAUUGAACUUGAACCCUGUAAAAAUCCUGGAUCUAGCUGUCGGACAGUUUUUUUUUUGUAUCUAUACUGAACAAAAAUAUAAACGCAACAUGUAAAGUGUUGCUCCCAUGUUUCAUGAGCUGAAAUAAAAGAUCCCAGAAAUUUUCCAUAUGCACAAAAAUCGUAUUUCUCUCAUUUUGUGCACAAAUUUGUCUACAUCCCCGUUAGUGAGCAUUUCUCCUUUGCCAAGUUAAUCCAUCCACCUGACAGGUGUGGCAUAUCAAGAAGCUGAUUCAACAGCAUUAUUAUUACACAGGUGUACCUUGUGCUGGGACAAUAAAAGGCCACUCUAAAACGUGCAGUUUUGUCACACAACACAAUGUCACCGCUGUUUUGAGAGAGCGUGCAAUUGGCAUGUUGACUGCAGGAAUGUCCACCAGAGCUUUGUCAGAGAAUGUUUCCAACGUUGUUUUAUAGAAUUUGGCAAUACGUCCAACCGGCCUCACAACCGCAGACCGCGUGUAACCAUGCCAGACCUCCACACCCGGCUUCUUCACCUGCGGGAUUGUCUGAGACCAGCCACUCGGACAGCUGAUGAAACUGGGUUUGCACAACCGAAUAAUUUCUGCACAAACUGUCAGAAACCAUCUCAGGGAAGCUUAUCUUGGUGCUCGUUGUCCUCACCAGGGUCUUGACCUGACUGCAGUUCGGCGUCAUAACCGACUUCAGUGGGCAAAUAGUCACAUUCGAUGGCCACUGGCACGCUGGAGAAGUGUUUAUGGAUGAAUCCCGGUUUCAACUGUACCGGGCAGAUGGCAGAAGUAUGGCGUUGUGUGGGCGAGCGGUUUGCUGAUGUCAACGUUGUGAACAUAGCGCCCUAUGGUGGCGGUCGGGUUAUGGUAUGGGCAGGCAUAAGCUACGGACAACAAACACAAUUGCAUUUUAUCGAUGGCAAUUUGAAUGCACAGAGAUACCGUGACGAGAUUCUGAGGUCCAUUGUUUCAGCAUGAUAAUGCACGGCCCCAUGUCGCAAGAAUCUGUACACAAUUCCUGGAAGCUGAAAAUGUCCCAGUUCUUCCAUGGCUUGCAUACUCACCAGACAUGUCACCCAUUGAGCAUGUUUGGGAUGCUCUGGAUUGACGUUUACGACAGUGUGUUCCAGUUCCCGCCAAAAUCCAGCAUCUUCGCACAGGCAUUGAAGAGGAGUGAGACAACAGGCCACAAUCAAUUUAUUUAUUUCAAUUGACUGAUUUCCUUAUAUGAACUAACUCAGUCAAAUCUUAGAAAUUGUUGCAUGUUGCAUUUAUAUUUCUGUUCAGUGUAGAUCUCAGAAAUGCAGUGUAACUUCGUAACGUUUCGUGUCUCCUUAUGUUACGUGGUGGAAACGGUUUUCAUGGGCACACAAAUCCGCCCAAAAUUUAGCAAAAUAGAAUGCUUCUAACCGAAUGUCACCAUCCCUUGAUACUUAAAACUGAAAUUGAUACUUUCAUUAACGUGGUUCUUCAAUAAUUAUGUGUAAUACUUGUUGGAUGCACAUUUGGUGUCAAGCGGUUUAAUUACACCGUGAUAAUUUCACACAUCAUCAUCUGAUCCAGGAAGCAAUUUUCUGAAUGACAGUCAAGUGAGGAACAGCUGUUGUGAUGGUACAUGCAAUGCUACAACAGCCUGAGUGCUGAAAAAAAGGUGUUUAUGAAUAUUUUGGUGUCUCAUUUGUUACGCCGGUGAAGAUAGUUGUGACUGGAUCCACAUGGGAUCUAAUAUCCCUAGCGAAUUUAUGUUGAUCAUCUGUUGUAGUCUGCUUGAUUUUACAGCAGGUAAUCGUUAGAUUUAACAGAAAAAGCAUCAAGGUAAUGAGUUCAUGUUUUCAUAUGUUUUUUGGUCGCUUUCUCUUUAUUAAAACAGAUGGUGAGGUUAAUGCUACUGCUAUUCAUGGUUUUAUUUUGUGAUCCUGUGUUGGCCACAUAGGCUAUAGAAAAAUUGGCAUGCAUCCAAUUUAUUUAGUCAGGCAAGUCUACAUUAUUCUCACAUUUUGAAUAUAAUAAGAAUGUGAAAAUCAAUGCAUUGGCAAGGCCUAAAAAAGGCAUUAUUCUUAGUGGUAAUUGCCAUUUAUUUUAUUUGGUUAUGCUUUUUGCAUGCUUUUUUUUGGGGGGGGGGGGUUUAAUUAGGUUUAAGUGCCAUGAUCAAGGGCACAUCAACAGAUUUUUCACCAAGUCGGCUCGGGGAUUUGAACCAGCAACCUUUCGGUUACUGGCCCAAUGCUCUUAACCGCUGGGCUACCUGCCUCACAAUUGUAUAACAUUGAGGUCCUUGACAAUUACAAUUAAGUACUUGAAAAUUUCCCUGAAAGUUCUUGAAUUUGACUUGCCAAUGUCUGUAUCAACCCUGCUUAAAGGAUGUAUAGUCCAAGGCCUAUGUUGUUGUAAGUGGAGUUAUGGGCCAAUUUGCAUAUAUUCCUCUAAGUACACGUGGAACUGCAUAAAAAAAAUGAAUUCAAAUUGUUUCAAACGAUUUUGAAAUGUUGAUCCCAAUGUCACACAUUGGCCCCAUUUAUUUAUAGAAAGAACUACAUUGAGAAUAAUCGCUGCAGUUUUCAGGCUGGGUUAGAAGGGCCAUUUUGAUGACUUGUGCAAAAGUGGCUUUGUACUCUUUUUCUCAUUGAACGCUUUGAGGUACUUGAUACAUUUCCCUUGUGAAAAGGAGCCUUUAGAAAAGGCCCGAGAUGUCCACAUUAGCGGAUGAAUCUCAGCUCUGCUCAUCAUAAUGGAAAAUGAAGGAAUGGUUCAGUCGCAGUCUGUUUCACCCUCCCGCUCACAAGCUAUUUGGGGGUCAGGAGAUGCAGCUUGAGACAGAGGUCAUCCAGGGUCACUGGAACUCCCUCCUCUGGUUUUUAAAUUGGUAGUUUCUCAUUCAUCAUCAAGUGCUUUUCUGAUGGUCUUCCAGAAAGCAAGCACUGUCUCCUGACAUGACCGUUUAUGAGAACAUCCUUCCCUCUCUCCCCCUUCCCACAGCCCACUUGUCUAGAUAACAAAAGCAUUUAAUUGUGUCGCUGGAACAUAUCAAAACAGAUCCGCCUACUUGGGCACUUUUUGCUGACCUUGAAAGAUUAGGCUUUUAUUAAGAGCCGUUGCCAUGUUUUCAACAGUCACGGUCUCUGACCAUAGCUCUUGUUUUCAUGCCAUCUUUGUUUAGUUGCGGUGUGUGUUUGUAACUAAGCUCCCUAGAUGGUUUACGGUUGAGAUAAUAAAGUAAAGUACUUACUAAAUGAUGUUAGGAUCUUGUUUAUCUAUCUAAUGGUGGAAAAGUUAGUUUAGCAAUAGGACACCCUUGACUUGUGAAAAAUGUAGGCCUAAAUAACUGUCAAUUAUUUGAAGAAACAAAGAGCGAUGCAAACUGUGGGUGAAUGCACUGUGAUGCCUUUUUACCUUGUAUAACCUAAGAUGCUAUCAUGCUAGUAAGGGUGAUUGAAUGAUAGAGAAUACAGGUUGUUGGAGACGGCAUUAGUGUAGUGUUCCCGAGAUGCUGGCUUUGUUAGGGCUUGGAUGGAAGGCUCCAGGGUAAAUAUUUUUUUUUAAAUGUACGCACUCACUAACUCUGGAUAAGAGCGUCUGCUAAAUGACUAAACUGUAAUAAUAAACAACACUUGUUUACCCCUGAGGUCUACCUCUGUUCUGUGGGUUGGAAAUCCUCCUCACCAGGUCCAAAACAAAUGUUACUCUUAUCACUUUCCCAGCCAGGCAGUCAACAGUGUAAUUGUCUCAAAGGCCCACACAAGUCAGCAUGUCUGGCUCAAAGCAUUGCUCUUUUUGCUGUGGUUUUGGCAGAGGACCCAUCGUGUGAGGACUCUAGUGAACAUCUCUGCUUUCUCUGGCGCAGAUGUGAUCUGUUGAACAGCGCAUGUUGUGAAUGCUGAUCUCUGAAUGCUAGUGUUGAUGGACAUUUAGUCCAGAAGAUAUCUUAUAAAUCAGUAGAGUGGACAGAUGACUGAAUCUUUCACUGUACACCCAAUUUAGUUGAAUUUGAAUUAUAUUAGGAUGCCCAUUAGCUGAGGUCAUGCCGUCCAAUCUUCCUGGGGUCUAACACAGAACUAAAAAUACUUUACUAAGAAUGUGUAGGAUACCAACCUGGUCCCAUUCUAUAUGUGCGGAGCCAACUCUUCUAUCGUUGUCAAGCCGUACAUAUGUUGGCAUAAGAAAUGAAUGAACACAGAAAGCAGUUGGCUAAAGUACAAACAGCCUGGACCACCAGGCUAGUAGAAUGCUGAGAGAGAGAGACAGAAUUCCCCUGUGAUAAACAUUAAAUUCAUCAUACAUUCCAAUUGGUGGCCACCGGUGUACAAUGACGCUGAUUGGAUUCCUCUUUUGUUAGCAAUGUCCAGCUGAAGACGAGUAUAAGCUAAAUUAGGGGUAGAUGUUACAGCCUGGUAUUCACGACAAGUGUCUUUAAAUGUCUCCAAUAAUGAUGGGAAGACAACAAAUGACGAACUACUUUUCGUAGGUUGUAGCGUAAUCUAAUACCUUGUCUUCUCCCCCUUUUCCCUCUGUGAAGCUUUGACGACCACGACCCGGCGGUGAUCCAUGAGAAUGCGUCUCAGGCCGAGGUGCUGGUUCCCAUUCGUCUGGACAUGGAGAUUGACGGGCAGAAGCUCCGAGAUGCCUUCACCUGGAACAUGAACGGUACGGCUCCACUUUCCAUUCCCCUAGGCUGGAAGACUGCUUUGGAGUUACAAACUCUAGUUUGGGAUGUUAUUCUGAAGAUGACCUAUAAGGUUAUAUAAUCGUUCCCCAGCAACAGCUUCAACAGCUGCACUUUGAGCCAUAUCUCAAUAGGCUAAAGUGGCUUCCUUCCUAUCCUAGUCUCAUCUGCUUCAUCUGCACUGAUCUGAAAAUACACUGGUUAGAUGGAAGCAAAGUGAUGGAUGCCUACUAAGGAAAAAUCCUGCUCUCAACAGCCUUGUUCUUUCACAUCAGUGUGAUUGUAGGAAAGUACACAAGGAUAGGAAGCCACUGAAACUAUUGAGAUUCACCCCCAUUCAUUCUGCCUCCACUCACCGUCCUAUCAUGUCCCUCCAGAGAAGCUGAUGACCCCGGAGAUGUUUGCUGAGAUCCUGUGUGACGACCUGGACCUGAACCCCCUGGCCUUUGUCCCGGCCAUCGCCUCAGCUAUACGCCAGCAGAUAGAGUCCUACCCCACAGACAGCAUCCUGGAUGAACAGACAGACCAGAGGGUCAUCAUCAAGGUGGGCACACACAGUAACACUUCACUGCUGCAAUGGGAGCACAGGCCAAAGGCUGCAUCUCAAUAGUAAAAUCAAGGGUCUGCGUCUGGCCUGCGGCCCACCAGUUUGUCAUAACAUCACUCCUAUACAUACUGUAUUUCUUAAUUGGGUUUGUGUCUCAGCUGAACAUCCACGUGGGGAACAUCUCCCUGGUGGACCAGUUUGAGUGGGACAUGUCGGAGAGGGAGAACUCUCCGGAGUCGUUUGCCCUGAUGUUGUGCUCCGAGCUGGGCCUGGGAGGAGAGUUUGUUACCACCAUUGCCUACAGCAUUCGCGGCCAGCUCAGCUGGCACCAGAGGACGUACGCCUUCAGGUAACACAGAUGCUCAAUACAUGCAUAUAAAUGCAAUAUAUGCAUUUGCACAGACACAAACACACACACCCAAACAAACAAAAACAACACUAAAUACACACGUAUGGACACACAGACCAGAUGACUCCCUCACACACUUAAUGACGCUGAUGGACUCAGCCAGAACCUUCACAGUUCACACACACGCUCCUAUGCGUUGCCCAGUGUACUGUCAAAAUGGAAAGUUGGAGAGUUAGAAAUAACCGCACACGCAUAUUUUGCAACUCUUUGAUCGGAAGGUCUUCGUCAUGACACAUACACAUUUUCAGCCUAAAUGCAGCAUUCCCCAUUCUGUUUUGUAGAAUAGAUAUUUUAAACACUCAAGAUGUAAGGUCGCCUGCAUCAUGGAUAAUUGCUGGAUUAAGGCCAGAACACAUUUAGUUCCCGCAAUUAAAAUUGUCAGUGUGAUGUAUUUUACUAUGUUACAUACCCCUUGACUUAUUCCACAUUUUGUUGUUACAGCCUGAAUUCAAUAUGGAUUAAAUAUAUUUUUUUCUCACCCAUCUACACACAAUACCCCAUAAUGUUGGCAAAUGUAUUGAAAAUGAAAUACAGAAAUAUCUCAUUUACAUAAGUAUUCACACCCCUGAGACAAUACUUUGUAGAAGCACCUUUGGCAGCGAUUACAGCUGUGAGUCUUUCUGGGUAAGUCUCUAAGAGCUUUCCACACCUGGAUUGUGCAACAUUUGCCCAUUAUUCUUUCCCAAAUUCUUCAAGCUCUGUCAAAUUGGUUUCAUAGCUAGACAACCAUUUUCAGGUCUUGCCGUAGAUUUAAGUCAAAACUAUAACACGGCCAUUCAGGAACAUUCACUGUCUUCUUACUAAGCAACUCCAGUGUAGAUUUGGCCUUGUGUUUUAGGUUAUUGUCCUGCUGAAAGCUGAAUUAAUCUCCCAGUAUCUGGUGGAAAGCAGACUGAACCAGGUUUUCCUCUAGGAUUUUGCCUGUGCUUAGCUCCAUUCCAUUUCUUUUUUAUCCUGAAAAACUCCCCUGUCCUUAAUUACAAGCAUAUACCCAUAACAUGAUGCAGCCACCACUAUGCUUGAAAACAUGGAGAGUGGUACUCCGUAAUGUAAUGCGUUGUAUUGAAUUUUUCAUAAACAUAACCCUUUGUAUUGAGGACAAAAAAUGAAUUGCUUUGCCACAUUUUUUGCAGUAUUACUUUAGUGCGUUGUUGCAAACAGGAUGCAUGUUUUGGAAUAUUUGUAUUCUGUACAGGCUUCCUUUUUUUCGACUGUCAGUUAGAUUAGUAUUGAGGAAUAUCUACAAUGUUGUUGAUCCAUCCUCAGUUUUCUCCUAUCAAAGCCAUUCAACUCUGUAACUGUUUUAAAGUCAUCAUUGGCCUCAUGGUGAAAUCCCUGCGCGAUUUCCUUCCUCUCCGGCAACUGAGUUAGGAAGGACACCCGUAUCUAUAUAGUGACUGGGUGUAUUGAUACACCAUCCAAAGUGUAAUUAGUAACUUCACCAUGCUCAUAGGCAUAUUCAAUGUCUGCUUUUUCAAUGUUUACCCAUCUACCAAUAGGUGCACUUUGCGAGCCAUUGGAAAACUUCUCUGGUCUUUGUGGUUGAAUCUGUUUGAAAUUCACUGCUUGACUGAGGGACUUUACAGAUAAUUGUAUGUGUGGGGUACAGAAAAUCAAAAAUCAUGUUAAACACAAUUAUUGCACACAGUGUCAGUCCAUGCAACUUAUUAUGUGACUUGUUCAGCACAUUUUUACUCCUGAACUUAUUUAGGCUUGCCAUAACAAAGGGGUUGAAUACUUAUUGACUCAAGACAUUCAUUUUUAUUAAUUUGUAAGGAUUGUAAAAACAUAAUUCCACUUUGACAUUAUGGGGUAUUGUGUGUAAGCCAGUGACAAGAACAAUCUAAAUUUAAUCCAUUUUAAAUUCAGGCUGUAACACAACAAAAUGUGGAAAAAGUCAAGGGGUGUGAAUACUUUCUGACGGCACUGUAUGUGUUCUGUAAGAUGAACUAUAUCUCACAGUGACAUGAACAUGGGGUCAGGUUGAGGCAUUUGUAUGUGUUGUGUGGUGUCUUAAGAGAGUGUAUGGGGAGGGGUUUAAAAGUUGGCUGCCUGCCUAUGACUCACAAAUUGGGGUCUGUUAAGGAUUUCAAUUUCAAACACAGACAGCUUGCAUCAUGUUUACACAACAGAGUACAUACACACACACCCUUUAGCCUUCAUCCAUUAUUCACAAGCACGGGUACCAUAUGUUUUUCCACCAAAACAAAGACCUCAUCCAUAGGGAGUUUCCAGCCAACUAAACCCUAAAACGGUUCCUUUAGCGUAUAAUGGCGAUCAUUUUACAUAUUGAAAUGUCUUAACAUUGUACAGAUUUUCCCCGACAGUGACACAGACAUACAGCCCGUUUGUUUGUAUUUGUUUCUCAUCACAUCAGCUUGGCUCUGUUAAUUUGGGACGUUUUGUUCACUUGGGCUGUUCCAUUGUGUGUCACCUGCUUAUCAAACAGUUGUGCUCAAUUCCAUUUCACCAAUGGACAUUUUCAUGAAAUGAACUGAAAUCGCAAAUGGAGAAAUUUGUAAUCGAUUGCCAACCCUGAUGCCAAUGCUUUUGAGUCAUUUUCAAGUCAUUGAUUGUGCGUAAAUGAGGACUGAGGCGUUUUUCUAACAUCAUCAACAUGCCUUUUUAAUUAUCUUUUCUACUCUCUCCCCCCACUUGUCUGUUUUUUAUAGGUCUGAUUUAAGGUCAAUAUGCUUUUGAAUUACUUGAACUACUCCCCCUCUCCCCUCAAGCUAAACCCUCUACCACCCACGUUCUCUCACGAUCUGCCCUGGGAAGCUGAGUACAUUUACACUUUAUCUCUCUCUCAUCUGUUGACUUGACUUUGCAGGGCUCGUCCCCCCCCCCAAAGUAAAACCCCCAAAGGCAACCCUAUUUACUUGUUUUAUGAAUAAAAAAGCCUAUGUUGUAUGAUAUUCUGUUUCUGCCAAGUCAGGGAAACUAUGUAGUUAUCACUGUUGGUUGGUCUACAAACUGCACUCCACACAAGUUUCAAGUUUGAUUAGUUAUAUGUACAGGGUACACAUGGUAUACACCGUCCAACAAAAUGCUUACUUGCAGGUUCUUUCUAGACAAUGCAACAAUGAUAAGAAAUAAUAAAAGAUAAGAGGACAAACAUAAAGUAAAUGGCUCAGUAGAACACACAGAGAAUGGAAGGGACAGUCAAGAACUGUGUGGCUUAUUGUAACUAUGUAAAAUGGUUCCAUUGGUGCCUUUAUCUACUCUCCCAGUUCUUCAUUUGUCAAACUGAAAUUGCAUGUUAGUUUAGAAUCCCUCAUACCAUGGGAUAAAAGGUAUGUAAAAUGCCGUAGUGGUUCGAGCAGCGUUUGCUUGAUGGAUGCUUUAUGACUGUUUCAUUGCUUUGGCUGAGUGUGCUAGUGGUGAAUCUGUGCUUUUACUUAUCAAGAUGGCAUCUUCGGGGGAAAAACACAAAAACAUGAUCGUCACACAAUUUGAUUAUGGAAUUUCCAAAAACCUUUUAAAAAGUUUGAAUAAGUCACAUCUCUGUCCGUUUGGAUCAAGGGUAUGUCUAUUCCUCAUCAAAAUGGCACAAACUCACAAGUGUUGUUUUUCUCCUCCAAGAUGCCUCUUAUUUGCUCUCCCACUUCUUCAACACACCGUGACUGCAGCAUGUCCCAUCCCAUCUGUUCCUUCAUUUGCAUCUCAUUUCCUGUCUCCCUGAUGUCAUUUUCUGCAGUGAGAACCCCCUGCCAACGGUGGAGAUUGCCAUCCGCAACACAGGCGACGCUGACACAUGGUGCCCACUGCUGGAGACUCUGACAGAUGCAGAGAUGGAGAAGAAGAUCAGGGACCAGGACAGGAACACCAGGUGACAGAGAGACAGACAGCCUGGCAUUCAAAACCUAGGUUUUUUCUCAAUUCAUCUUUCCAUUUUUCCUCCAUCUUCCCUCAACCUUCUCCCCCAAUACGGGUGAGGAGAUGGGAUGCAAGGAAUCACAGAAAGACGAAUUGAGAUGGAGCCUUACCCUACGACUAGCGCCCUCACCUCGUCUCUAUGUCCACUGUUGUAGAAUUGUUUAAAGGACUACUACACUCAAACUCUUUUUAGUAUUUUGUUCAUUAGUCCGCUGUUAAUACAAUCCCAAAUAAUUCUGCAUGUCAUCAGUCAAAUUUCUAAGAUUUAUUCUUUAUUGUUCUCUAAUGUGAACACUUGACUGCUGAUAUGCACAAUUUUGGGGGGACUGUAUUAACAGUGGACUAAUGAACAAAAUACUUAAAGAUUAAAUGUUCAGGAAGCGACAACAAGAUUCAGGUUUUUCCUUAAAAUCAGACACAUUUUAUUUUGGACUGCACCACUCUGGUCUGUGCAAAACCAGUUAUAAUUUGGAAUAGGGUAUUUGGUCAGAAAAGUAUGAAAACUACUGUCCUACAUCAUCAGAUUUCCAAUCUAAGAAUCUUCUCUACUGUGUUGUAUUUAUGCCAGCCCAUCUGCAACAUAGGAACCUAUUUAAUGUGUUUUCCUUUCAGGCGCAUGAGACGACUUGCCAACACUGCCCCUGCCUGGUAGAGAGAAGCAGCAAUGAGCUACUACAGAGCCUCUAGUCCAGUGGUGUUUUUGGAACCGUGGCACACCUUGAUGGGAUAUAAAAUUCUGCGGCACACCAGAAAUGUCCCUAUUAAUUUAUUUUGUGGUAAUGACCUCCAUCUCAUCUGAUCCAUACUGCAAAUCAUCUAUUUUCUGUGACAAAUGUUUAUUAAAUAGGGUUUAUUUUAAGUAUUUUCAUAGUUUUCAUUGUUCCUUACUCAUGAUGGUUCAUUUGUGUGUGUACCCCUUUAAGAGCGUCCCGCGAAUCUGCGCCAGAAAGAAUAAAAGGUAUGUAUUAGGCAAAUAGGUAUUUAGUUUUGAACGGUCUGUGCUAGAGGUUUAACCACGGACACAAAGCCAAGCUCCGUUUGUUUCUAUGGCAGAGGCUGUGGGAUAGCUAAGCUCAGAGCCAUAUAUUAAGAAGUAAAUUACUCUGGCUAAGCCUAAUCAGACUUACCUGUGCUAAUGGUUAUCACAGACUAAGUAAAAUUAUACAAAUGACUUUGCUCGUGAUGCGCGCCCCUCAAAUUAUACAAAUGUAACAGCCUGAGCACACUGGACUUGAAACAAUGAUACAGAUGUAACAAUGUACCAUUUAAUGUAUUAUCUGACAGGCACAGGUGCUCCCAAGUCAAAAUUCCAGGUACAUUCCACAGGUUAUGUUUCUAAGUGAGUGUUCAAAAAAAAUGAUCAAGGUUAGGAAACGUUUUGCGGCACACCACUGCUUCUAGUCAACUCCUAUGGGCCCUCUGUGGACACACACACAAACGUGACAAUAGACAUUCCACUGGUCCCUUCUUACAGCCCCCAUAAUGUUAACUAACUCAAUGCUUGAUUGUUAUACUGAUCCAGUAUCAAUGCCACAUCUCUACUCCCAUGAAUUAGAAAAAUUACUUCUGAUCCCAGAUCAGAGACUUUUCAAGGAGCCUUAACCAUUUCUAGUGUUGAAUCCCAAUCCGUUCCCCUGUAGUGGUUCAAGCCGCUACUAAUUUCUGAUGAGAUGAUGCGAUGUGGUAAAUGAACGGUGCCAUGGGUAGAGUGUAUGGGUCAGAAUGAAAUCUAGGCUUUGUCAAUUCUAUGGAUUCACCAUCUAAGUGAGCUCUACCUGGUAAUACUGCUUUGAUGCACUCAUAUCCCUCAUGAUAGACAAUGCUGACUGACUUGAUCAUAUCUGUUAAUAGAAACUCAGACUCAACUCUUGCGAAUAAUGUAAAGUUAUGUAUUGUGCUUUCUU